AUGGCGGAGAUGAUCAAGGCCCUACUUGAAGAGGAUGUUAUUUAUGAUGAGUUAAAUCCAAAGUACAGGUUCUUCUUUAACAGUACUCAUUGUUUGGUAAGGGUAAACUUUAUUUUCUGUUCAAUGAGCAUUUAUUUCAGCGAUUAACCAAAGCGACUCUGUUUGUCCACACUCUUUUUACAAUCCUCCCCAUCCUUUAUUAUCUCCCUUAUUCCCUGCCUACCAUCCCUAUUUAUGUUGUAGUAGGUAUUGCUUGUGUCUAUGGGAUCAAAAAGAGUGAUGCUUUGGCCUUGCUUCCCCUUCAGAUCUACAUUGUAAGUUCGUGAAUGAGCGAUUAUACCAUUACAGGUGACAUUGUUCGUUUUCUCGGCUGCUACGUUAAUCACGGACCCAUUAAUAGUUUAUUACUGGCGCUCCGAUAUCUACGAGUUCUUCAAUUAUGGUAAAUAUUAAAGUCAAGCAUGUCUAAUAAUAUGAUUUUAGAAGGAAAAUCGUCGUAUUUAUUCCUAUUACUGAUCCUUUCCAACAUCUUCAUGUUCCAUCUGAUCUUUACAGUACUAUUAUUCUGGCAGUAUCAAGUUAUUGUUUAUUGUCGCGAUUACAUGAUUCAAGUGAAAGAAAGAGCAGAGUACUCCAAACUAUCUGUGCCCCCAUCUUUUCUGAAUACCCAAAUCAAUGAGAGCACCCCCAUCACUGCCAAAAACCCCAAUUAUGCGGUAUUUUCUCUGGAGAACAUUGAGGAACGGCCAGAUCUUGUUAAUCCCAAUUAG
This is a messenger RNA of Bursaphelenchus xylophilus (pine wood nematode), 770 nucleotides long. NCBI's taxonomy places the organism in Eukaryota, Metazoa, Nematoda, Chromadorea, Rhabditida, Aphelenchoididae. The record is from the annotation of a GenBank genome assembly.